AUGUCGAAACAAUACCUCACCCUCCACACAGUCGACUCGGCGCAUCCCAAAGCAAGCGACAUCUUCGCCGUAGCACCAACCAGCACCCAACUCCUCUCCGCCUCAGGCUCAAGCAGAAUCAACGUCUACGACACCACACAAGCCGAAUUCCCCGUAAUACAAACACUCGACAAGGCGCAUCCACUCGGCAUACACCACCUAGUAACCGCACGGGAAGAGAAGGCACGACGGGCCGCAAGCGCAGGCUUCGAAGGCAAAGUCAAGAUAUGGAGUCAAGAUGAGGAUGGAUCAUGGAGUGAGGAUGGAGAGAUUGUUGACCAGAACAAGCCCGGUGAGAUAUGGGCCAUUGCGCUGAGUGCAGAUGGCCAGUACCUAGCCAGUACCAGCAUCAACGGCAAGAUCAACGUCUGGAGCCUCAACAAAGACGAGGGUAUGCCCCGGAUACGCGAGUACGAAACAAAAGGCAGCUUCGGUCUAUCUGUAGAUUUGUCCCGCAACGGCACAUACACAGCCUCCGGCCACGAAAACGGCUCCAUCUACGUCUUCAACAACGAAACCGGGCGCCUCGCACACUCCCUCUCCGGCCUCGUCCACCCCGUGCGCGCCGUAUCCUUCUCUCCCGCCUCAAAACUACUAGCAGCAGGCGGCGACGCACGCAUCAUCGCUCUCUACGACGUCACAUCUGGGGAGCAAGUCGCAAACUUCACUGGCCACGGCGGGUGGGUGUUGAGUCUGGACUGGAGUGAUACGGGCGAGUAUCUGUUGAGUGGGCAAGUCAUCCCUAUACCCAUCCCAACAACCGAACACCAUCCUACCAAUGCGGAUUCGAAGGUUUGGAAGAUUCUUGCUAACAUGGCUCCGUGA
Molecule: messenger RNA, 864 nt
Organism: Alternaria novae-zelandiae
Lineage: Eukaryota; Fungi; Ascomycota; Dothideomycetes; Pleosporales; Pleosporaceae
Exons: 4
Coding region: 1-864 (287 amino acids)
Cellular component (GO): Cdc73/Paf1 complex
Molecular function (GO): protein binding
Source: RefSeq, a predicted model, not a curated record